CGCAGAACGUUGAAAAUGGUGCAUACACUCAACACUGGCAUGAAGUGUGACUGACUAUUGAGUCGAGUGACGGUAUCAACUAGACCUCACUUUUCCGCUAUCUUUUAUUUUUAGGCUAUUUGCUCUUUUACAGCGGUUCGUAAAACACUUUGUUGACGAUUCCGUAGAUAAAAUACGAGAUACAAAAAAAAAACGGUCCAUCCGCUCCCGAUCCAGGACCCCUGUCAUAUUUUUUUUCAUCUCGCCAACAAACAUGCCGAAUUUGGACCCGGACAAAAAAAGACUCGUCGCUUCGAUUCUCCACUUCCUUCGUCGUGAAUUCAGACUUGGCUAUUUAAGCGAGGAAAACAAAGAAGGGCUCGAAGUGGCCAUACAGUGCAUCGAGACGGUCUACGAAGUAGGGAAUUCAACAGAAACCGAACCUCCACUUCUGGACAUAUUCAAAGCAUAUCUGUCUACAUCAAUUCUAAACAAACCUGAAUCUUCAGAACAAGAUAAAAAGGAGGCUGAAAAACUCAAAACAGAAGGAAAUAGUGCAAUGAAUUCCAAUUUGUUUUCUGAGGCGAUUGCACUAUAUACAAAGGCUAUAAGUCAUGAUCCAAAAAAUGCAGUGUACUAUUGUAACAGAGCUGCUGCACAUAGUAAGCUGCACAACUACACUCAGGCAAUUGUCGAUUGCAAAAUAGCAAUUGAAAUUGAUCCUAGCUAUAGUAAAGCGUACGGAAGGCUUGGAUUGGCAUAUUGUGGUUUGGAAGAUUAUCUUAAUGCCCUAGACAAUUAUAAAAAAGCUUUGCAAUUAGAGCCUUCGAACGAUAGUUAUCGUAAAAAUUACGAGCUCGCAUUGAUGAAGGUAAAUGAAUUCCGUUACGGCAGAACAUCACCCAAUGAUAUAGUCGGUAAUCAAAAUAAUCAAGACAAUGGCCGUUCUAACGUCACGCCAGAAGGAAAUUCUAGACCUCCGCCAAAUUCAGGAAAUCCUCCAAGCGAGCAACCCGGAAUGAAUAACUUGGGCCCAGGUCAGGUUGACCUCUCAUCAUUGUUCGGGAAUCCACAAUUGAUGAGAUUUGCCAAUCAAAUGCUUGCUGAUCCAAAUAUGCAAAACAUGAUGAGUGCAAUUAUGAAUGGGACAUUGAAUUCUGAAGGAGGGAGAAGCAGGAUUGGAGUUGAUGAUAUUUUGCAAGUAGGUCAACAGCUAGCUCAGCACAUGCAGUCCGAACACCCUUCUGUAAUAGAAGAAAUUCGUCAAGCAUUUGAAACUCAAAUAAACGAUGAUGGAAACCCCACUCCGACACCUCCAGGACAACCCGAUAACAAAAAAGGCGGCCCUGGUGAUAAAAAAUAAACAUCACUACCUUUGCAUCAUCAACGUUUCUUUAAAAGAAAAUUAAAUGAAUUGUUUCUGAUAUAUAAAAAAAA
Cimex lectularius (bed bug) is the source of this 1416-nucleotide messenger RNA. RefSeq names its product small glutamine-rich tetratricopeptide repeat-containing protein alpha-like. The transcript has 7 exons. NCBI's taxonomy places the organism in Eukaryota, Metazoa, Arthropoda, Insecta, Hemiptera, Cimicidae. Gene Ontology annotation, cellular component: TRC complex; membrane. Gene Ontology annotation, biological process: post-translational protein targeting to endoplasmic reticulum membrane. Gene Ontology annotation, molecular function: protein binding; molecular adaptor activity. The coding region runs from base 254 to 1342 and encodes 362 amino acids. The record is from RefSeq and is a predicted model, not a curated record.